Molecule: messenger RNA, 1427 nt
Organism: Ilex paraguariensis (yerba mate)
Lineage: Eukaryota; Viridiplantae; Streptophyta; Magnoliopsida; Aquifoliales; Aquifoliaceae
Source: the annotation of a GenBank genome assembly
AUGACAGCAGUCGAAGAGGUCUUCGUCGUUACCUCUUCCGGGUCGGGCCACCUCUUCCCAUGCAUAGAGCUCUGCAAACACAUCUCCUCCCGCAACUACAAAACCACCCUCAUCCUCUCCUCCGCCGUACCCUCCUCCUUCCACCCGCUCCUCUCCACUUUCGAGAUCCACCACUCCUCCGCCGGCGACCACCCCACGCAACCCCAAACUGGUCUGGACCUCGAGACCCACCUCGCAACCCGGUCCAAUGAUAAGGACUCGAUCCGCCCACUGUGCGCCAUAAUUGAUUUCCAAAUGGGUUGGACCAAACACAUCUUCUGGAAGUUUAAUGUUCCGGUGAUAAGCUUCUUCACUUUCGGCGCGUGCGCAGCUGCCAUGGAAUGGGGCGCGUGGAAAUGCGAAGCCAGUAAUAUGGUCUCCGGUGAGGUCCGUACCAUUCCCGGCUUGCCGGAGGAAAUGGUUGUGACUUACUCUGACUGCAAACGCCGGCCCAAAAGGCCCUCAGGCACCGGAGGUGGUGGUGGUGGUCCACCUAAGCCAGGUGAUAAGCCGCCUUGGGUCCCAUUAGUUGAGGGCUCCGUUGGAUUGUUGUUUAACACGUGUGAUGAUCUUGAGCGUCCAUUUAUCAACUACCUGACCAAUGAGUUGGGAAUGCCGGUGUGCGGUGUGGGUCCACUAUUGCCUGAACAGUACUGGCAAUCGCACGAUUUGUUGAUUCAUGAUCGACUGAUUCGGCAGUCGAAGAACCACAGUAACUGCAGUGAGGACGAGGUCAUCCAAUGGUUGGAUUCCAAGCCACGUGGUUCUGCCAUUUACGUGGCAUUCGGGAGCCAGCUGGGUCCCACUAUGGAGGAGUACCCACAGUUGGCCGGUGCUUUGGAAGAUUCGAUAAGACCAUUCAUUUGGGUCAUCCAAUCCGGGUCGGGUUUACCUAAUCCAAAUGAGUCGGAUCAAGGGUACGUCCCUCAUGGCUUGCAAGCCAAAGUUGGAGACAGAGGGUUGAUAAUAAGGGGAUGGGCACCACAACUAUUGAUACUGAGCCACCCAUCCACCGGUGGAUUUUUAUCGCAUUGUGGGUGGAAUUCAACGGUGGAGGCGAUCGGCCAGGGAGUGCCGUUUCUAGCAUGGCCCAUUAGGGGUGACCAGAUUUAUAAUGCUAAGCUAGUGGUAAACUAUCUGAAAGUUGGGUACAUGACACUUCAUGGAGACACAUUAGAAAUGGUUAAAAGGGAAGACAUAGGGCAGGGCAUAGAGAAGCUCAUGUGUGACGAAGAGGUUCAUAAAGGAGCUGCAGAACUUCGGAUUAAACUUGGUAGGAGCUUUCCACCAAGUUCGGAAGCCUCUUUGGAUGUUUUUAGAGAUUUCAUCAUACAGAAAACAAUUUAAUCUUGUGUAUUGUUAGGCUUAUACUGCCGUCUUUGAUAGAG